ACAGUCGACACAUAUUUAAUGAUUCUGUUGCCUUUAAAAUGCCCCCGUUGAAAAUUGAAACGAGAAUGAAGUAUAACCCACUACAUGGUAGGGGCGGCCGUUCCCAAUACCUAAUAGAACGGGCAAGUCUAAUCAGUAAACACACAAACACACUGUCUGAGUGACCACAGACUGGACAGUCGCAAAGUCAGACAAUAAACAAUUGGGAGUCUGAGCACACCAAGUGUCGAGCAGCCAUACCAUUUGCAGACGUCCUUUUUCACCAUUUUUUCUGAUAUUUAAGCUCCCAAUUCUCAAAGCCCAAGUCUUUUUAAUUGUGGGGUUUUUUUGGUUACCUUUUUAACCUUUUCUGUGAUUUUUUUUUUUUUUUUUUUUGGUUACCUUUCACACAUAAUGAAAAUAGAUUAGUUCCAAAGACAGUAAAAAGGCAUCAUUCUUUUCCAACCAACACAGCUACCACAAUUCUGUCCUACCUCUCCGCUUCAAUUUUGUUGAGUAACUCUGCAUUAGGCCUCUUAAAAAUGGAAGGAGAAAGGUCUAGUUGUUUGGAAAAAAUCGAAGUUGCGAAAAGGAUGGCUGCUAACAGGGAUUAUGCAGGUGCAAGAUCUAAGCUGCUUGAAGCCCAUAAUCAGUUUCCAGAUUUCAAAAUAGCUACUCAGAUGAUAACUGUUUGUGACAUCUUAUGUACAUCGGAAUUGACUUUGAAUGGUGAAAUUGAUUGGUAUUGGGUUCUUGAACUUAGUCCAGAAGCUAGUAAUUCUCAAAUAGAGUCGAAGUACAAUAAACUUGUUAGCCUAUUAGAAGGAAUAAAGGAUGACUUUCCUGGGUCUGUCACUGCUUUGAAGUUAGUCCAUGAAGCUUAUGCUGUUCUUUCAAAUGCAUCUAAAACUUGGAUCUUCAACUCAAGAAGGCUGACAAGCAUGGAUGUUAGUGAAUCAUUUGUUCCGUCUGUGAGUUCUCUUGGUGAUAUGGGGCAUCAGAAUGGUCGGAGUUUGAGUCAAGAACAUGAUUCCUCACCUGUCUGUGAAAGUUCUGCUUCUAAGAAUGCAGAUGCUGCAAUAGGUCUUGUAGGUAUUGGUGAAAGAAGUUUAACACCUAUUGAAGUUGAUGAUUCAGAUGAUGCCGAUGAUAAUCAACAGAACAAGGGAAUUAACUCUACAGAAUUGAAUUUUCAUUCUUCCACAUUGAAGUCAGAGGUUACUCAGAUUACUGAUACCAAUGUAGCUACAGCUAUGGAUUUUGAUCUUUCGAAUGAGAAGUCACUUCAGAAUUUAAGAGCCACGACAGAUCAUAUGAAUCAUGAAAAUUUCAUUAACUUUGAUGAUGCAAAGAAGGCAGAAGCUUUUGAAGUCGGUCAAAUUUGGGCUGCUUAUGAUAGUGAAAAUUAUCCUCGUAGGUAUGCUCGCAUCAAUAACGUUUCAGAAUCACCUUUCAGGCUCGAUGUUACUUGGUUGCGACCUAUACCACAAAAUGAAGAUGAAAGGAAAUGGUGUGAGGUCAGGUUGCCUGUGGUAUGUGGUUUAUUCAAUUUACAUGAAAAUGAAGAAUCUAUAGUUGAUCCUGCUAUUUUCUCCCAUGUGGUUCCUUGUACAGUCAGCCCAACUUAUGAUGAAUUUGAAAUUUUCCCACAAGAAGAUGAAGUUUGGGCAGUUUAUAAAGACUGGCGACCAUUUGAUUGGUUGGAAAACCCUGAAUCUAAAAAAGCAUGUAGUUUACAGGUAAUAAGGAUAAUUGAAGGUUACUCCGAGGAGGGCAUGCUUGCUGUGCCCUUAGUCAAGGUUGAUGGAUCAAACAAUAUUUACAAAAGAGAGACUGAAGUUGCCCAAGAGCGUACUUUCAAAAUCCCUGCAGAGUUCUUGUAUCGUUUUUCUCAUCAACUUCCAGCAUGUGAUUUAGAAGGUGGGAAAUUGAUUGGAGUAUUUGGUGAUAUGCCACAGCAAGAUCCUUCGUCCAUCAACUCCUCAACCAGUCAGAGGCCUACAUCAUGCCCUUCAUCAGUGGAUUCGGUAGGUAAUUCACUAAAAAUGGAAUGGACAACCAAUGAUUUUACUCCAAGUCAAGUAUGGGCUGUCUAUGAUGGCUCUGACCAAAUGCCUAGGCAGUAUGCGCUGGUGAAUAAAGUUUUUAUGGCGGGAGCAGUUGAAGUGACUUUUUUGGAGCCUCAUCCCAAUCCUAUGGAUAAUGAAGAGAUUUCUUGGAUUGAAGAGAAUUUACCUGUUAGUUGUGGUAUAUUUAAACUAGGUUCCAGGAUUGCUGUUAUGCCUUUGAGUAAUUUCUCUCAUUUGGUGGAUUGUGACCGAACUACCAAGAAUCUGUUUUACAGAAUUUAUCCCAAGAAAGGUGAGAUAUGGGCGAUGUACAAAAACUGGAAUAGAAGAUGGAAGCAACAGGACUUUAGAGACUAUCAUUGUCGAAUAGUUGAAAUAACUUCAGAUUUCACAGAGCCUUCUGGCCUGAGCACUGCGAGCUUGGAAGAAGUUCCGGGAUAUAAAACUUUUUUCCAGAAGCAACUUUGUGAUGGGUUUGCAUUAAGCCGAGUAGUUUCAAGAUCAGAGAUGCUUAGCUUUUCACACCGAAUUGAGGCAUUUGUUGUCCCAGGAAUUGAAGCCCAUGGUAUACCUGAAUGUUCUUGGCACCUAGAACCUGAUUCAUUGCCUCCACUUAUUUCUAAUUCCUAAGAUGUAUGCAUAACUUGCAGUUGUUCCUCAAUUUUGCUCAUGAUUAUGGUGAGUUAUACUCGUGACUUUCUAACGUUCUGUAAAUAGUUUAAAUGUUUACUGUACAUCGGGUGGCUGCCCUUUACUCCAUUAGACACAAAUUGCUUUACUAUGGUUCCAGAAAUUUGCAUGUUAAAGUCCUGUAUAGUUAUUGUUAAUUGGAUGUGGAAAUUAAGGGUCUAUGGCUCCAAUUAA
Molecule: messenger RNA, 2912 nt
Organism: Chenopodium quinoa (quinoa)
Lineage: Eukaryota; Viridiplantae; Streptophyta; Magnoliopsida; Caryophyllales; Amaranthaceae
Exons: 2
Coding region: 522-2678 (718 amino acids)
Source: RefSeq, a predicted model, not a curated record